AUGUGUGUUGCCCUUCGGUCUUGGAGCAUGAGCCCGGUCUUGCUGCUCGCCGUGGUCGCGGCUGUCCGCGCGCACGCGCAGCAAUCGGAAUGCGACGGCAGUGAUGUGAGUGAUUUGAUGCAGCAUUCGGCGUUGGCCAAGGAGAAGGAGGUCUCGUGGAGCGAAUUCAUGCACUCUGCGAAGCAUAGCGACCGUGAAGGUUCCAUGCCAAUAUUCAUGGCCAAAAUGGGCUUGGAUGCAGCGUUGACAAUGCUGAUGCGCCAGGUGCAUACGGUAGACAAAGCAGCCGUCAUGACGCAUGGCCGGCUAAAUGGCUUGGUGGCGCAUUCCUCGCACACAGGGGCAGAUGCCGUGUUGCACCAGGCAGUGACUCCCCUGAAUAACCUGUUUCGUGAGAUUUCGAAACAGUUGGAGGAGGGAGGUGUGCAGACCAAGAUGGCGCUGGGAAUGGUAGGCCUCCGGGAUGCUAGCAAGGCCUACGACACGGCCGUGGCUAAAGCGAAGGAUGUCCUGGGGUCCUUGAGCCACUCUUGCACGGCAUUGUCGUCGCAGCCAAGCUUGGCCCGCUGCUCCAAGGAAAGUGUCGCAUUCCAGCAUGCGUACCCAAAGAUCAUGCAGACUUUCUUGAAUUCUCUUGGUGACAACCUUCUACAGAGCGUUGAAGACAAGCACGAGUUGGAGGGAUACAUUCACGUAAAAGUACCUCGUGUGAUGAAGAUCGUCGAGGCCAUGUGCACCAAGGUCCAGACAGUGCUGGCUGGAUCGAUGAAGGAUCUGUCCAAGUUAAAGCAGAGCUGA
Molecule: messenger RNA, 798 nt
Organism: Symbiodinium sp. CCMP2592
Lineage: Eukaryota; Dinophyceae; Suessiales; Symbiodiniaceae
Source: the annotation of a GenBank genome assembly